AUGGCGUUUGGGUUUGGAGGCGUUCCUGCCGGCGGAGCGGGAGGCGUUACGCAGGGCAACGACUUGGAAGUUAUACAGACAGAGGGUCUUGGAUUUUUAUCCAUUGCCGGCGAUGCCAAGGUUCAGUUGAUCCCUAAAUGGUCCCCUCCUCCAGCGCCCACAGCAUCGCUCCUCGGUAUUGCGUCUCGCAAGGGCCUCGUUGCGGCCGCAGGUCCCGAAGCCGUCUACAUUGCAACAACCGAAUCGGUACGGAAAGCCUUCGAGGGCGAAAAGAAUGGCGACAGUGAAAUCCGGUCAUUCACCCCCCAGGCGACGGUCCCGUUCCCGAUCCGGAUCUCCCAGCUCGCCUUCACGGCCGAUGAAAAAUACCUAGUGCUCUCUGCCGAGACGGGCGGCGGACUUGCAGUCUAUGAUGUCCAAACGCUUACUCAAGGCGGAACGCAGCCUGCGUUUGAGCUCAGCACGAAUCAAGAAACCCUACGGGCACUAAUUCCUAAUCCCAUGCCCGAGUCAGCUGGGCUAUGUGCUGUUGUCACGAAUAACGGGAACUUGUUCAUGGCGAACUUGGUUGAGCGUCAACUUGUGUCGGGGUCGAAUGGGCCAACCCUUCUUUCGCAAGUAAGCUGCGCGGCAUGGAGCACCAAAGGCAAACAACUGGUUGCUGGCAUGGCGGAUGGGUCUAUCGUCCAGAUGACUCCAGAGGGAGUGGAGAAGGCCAGGAUCCCAAAGCCGCCCAAUGUUGGGAACUUUCACGUGGCUUCAAUUGCAUGGUUGGAGAAUCAUGUUUUCCUUGUUGUGCACAACGCGACGAACGGUCAAGAGCCGGCCAUCUUCCACCUCGUUACCCGACAACAACCCCCCGGCGGGAACCCGUCUUUUACGUUUCAGAAGCUCACCGAUCCUGUUGAGCCAUUUGUGAGCGACAAGGCCCCUCACCAUACCCUCUUGAGGCUCCGGGAUUUUCCGCCAAACCUCCAGGAUCUCCUGCUGGUCUCUUCUACUGCCCAUGAGGGCAUCGGGCUGCUGUCAAAGUCCAAGACCCCCUUAACAACCGAUAAGCCGGCCAAUUCUGUCACCAAUGUGUUCACGACGACGGAACUAGCGGAUGAUUCCAAGCGAGCGCAGCUGCCGAUGGGCGAGGAUUUGACCGAGACGUACCCUGUUGGAUCAGCAAUCGACUUGUCCAGUAAGGACAAGGUCUACAAACCCAUUCCGACGGACGAGAUUGAGCUUUCUCCCGGGCCUCUCCCAGGACUGUGGGUGCUCAACAACGAAGGUGUCUUAGCAUCCUGGUGGAUUGUCUACAACGAGUCCAUCCGUGGCGGCACGACGUAUCCUGGGAUUGGCGGUGGUGAGAUGGCUGCCCCUGCGUUUGCGAGCCCGGCCCCAGCUGCCACUACCCCCUCGGCAUUCGCAACUCCUGCUCCUACCAAAGCUCCGGCGUUUGGGUCCCCCUCCGCCUUUGGAGGCCCUUCAGCCCUAGGAGCCAAGACUUCCCCUUGGUCUGGGGGUGCAGGUACCGCGUCCGCUGCCCCAGCGUUUGGAUCUAGCGCCUUCGGCAGCAAACCAGCCGCAGCCGCUCCUAGCGGGCCUACCUUUGGUUCUUCCACCUUCGGGAGCAGGCCAGCUGCUCCAGCAUUCGGUCAGGCCUCUGGCAUGAGCCUGGGAAGUAAAGUUUCCCCUUGGUCUAGCGGAACAACUAGUAGCGCAGGACCGGCGUUUGGCCAGAGCUCGCUUGCCCCUACCGGAAACAAGGUUUUUGGCGGCGGCAACUCCGCGGCGGCCAGCGGUGGGUUUGCAGGUUUUGCCAGCAAAGGGGGCUUCGGUGGUUUGGGCGGUGCCCCAAGCGGCUCGAGCAUAUUCGGUUCCAAACCUGGCGCCCCCCUAACCUCUAGUACUCCCGAUGUCUCGAUGGACACUGACACAGCCUUCCCUCCUCCUGCGGCGAAGACUGACAAGCCAGCGCUUGGAAGCUCACCGUUCGUUCUUGGGACGACUUUCAAGGCGGAUAAGUUCUCUGCCGAUGACAACGAAAAACCCAAAGAAGGAGCCAGUAAAUCCAAUUUGUUCGGUAGCGGGUUCGGAUUGUCUCUCGACGAUGCUGCCAAGAAGCCCCCCGCCGCCGAGUCUAAGGACAUGGACAUGGAAAGCACUACGCCACCUCCGGAAGAGAAGCCCAAGCCGGUCUUCGGGACCGAGUCUACGACCCCUACAACCACACCAGCACCUCAGCGGGUCGAUUUCCGCAGCGCAGCCUCAACUGGUGGAUCCAACCUCUUCGGGUCCAAGCUCCCAACGCCAGGGGGGAUGUCCAAUAUCUUUGGCGCCCCCAGGCCCGCGACAACGUCGAUCUUUGGGACCCCGAAGGCCAAGCAGGAAACCGAAAACAAAGUGGACCUGUCCAAGAUCCCCGAGGCACCUCUCCCGCCUGAUGCUACUAUCUCGAAACCGUCAGCCAAAGCAGAGGACGCCCCGCUGCCGCCCGAUUUCCUAGGCCAGCCGGUGAAGAAGCCAGAAGCCGUGCCAGAAGCUGCGCCGUUACCACCGGACUCCGUGUUCGCCAAACCCAAGCCCGAACCCACGGUCACGACGCCAACAGUUCCCAGCGACGCCCCACUGCCGCCGGACUUCCUUGCCAAACCGCCUACGAAACCAGCACCAAGCUUGCCUACGGUACCGGAUAGCGCAAGUGACGAGGGCCUGUCCGAAGGGCACUCAGAGGGAGAAGAAGAAGAGGAAGAGGGGGAAGGGGAGGAGGGAGAGGAAGGAGAUGAGGGCGAGGAAGGAGAGUAUGAAUCGGAAGCUGGUAGUGAGGGUAGUGGUGUCGAUGUUGCCAAAGACCUCAGCCCGACGAUUGGUUUUAGCGCCCAGACACCAGGUGUAACGCCGCAAAGCUCGUUUGGCGGGAUGGGUGGAAGCACGUUCUCGGCUAUUUCCCGCACCGAGGCGGACCCGUCCCGGCCCUUGUUUGGCGAGAUCGGCAGAAAUGCGCCUCCCUUGUUUCCCAAGCCGACGAUACCGCCCAGCCCCCGUUCGCCCAGCCCAGUGCGCGGCCCUCCCCGCAGCAAUCUUCUGAGGCCUAGCGAGCCUGGCCGCUCUUUCAGCGCUCCUGGGGUAGCGACUCAACUUUUGGGGAGAAAGGCGGCUCCGCUGCAAUCCAGCCCUGUGUAUAGCCCUGGUCAACGCGCCCCGGUAGACCCAAAUGUGCAGGCACAACGGAAGCUCGUCGAAAAGAUGCGAGCGGCGGAAGAGGUAGUUGUUGAUCCGCAAGACGAGGGCAUCCAGCAGAUACUGCAGUCUAAACUCGAGCCUACGCUCCAGAUGAAUGAGCUCUUCACGGUUCAAUCUAAACUGGAGCCGCCGAAGCCGGGCCGUGACGAGGUGCCUGGAGCUGUUGAGUCACUGUGGAAAGAUAUCAACCGCAUGAUCGACGUUUUGGGCCUCAACUCGCGCUCCCUGCAGUCUUUCAUUCUCGGUCAUACCACGAAAUUCAAGCAAGGAGGGCGGACCAACCAGGAUCUCGACAACCCAGAUGACUGGGUGCUCGUCGAGGCCAACGAGCUCGGCGCGGUACUCGACGCCGAGGUUGCGCGGUGCGUUAAGGGACGUAUCCAAGACGUCCAGGCCACCGAGGAUGCUAUCAAAGACUUCGCCAAAGACCUCGCCAAGCUCCGCGCCAAAGAGGAAGACAUGCGUAAGGUCAUCAACACCCACAUCGAUCCGGACCAGCUCGUCGUCGCCAAGUCGCUCCCCCUCAGCGCCGAGCAAGCAACGCAGCAAACCGAGCUGCGCCGAUCCUAUGCGACCUUCUCCCAGCUCCUUGCCGAAGCCGAGGAAGCUUUGACGAUGCUCCGGACUCGCAUUGCCUCGGCCAGUGGCGCCUCCGGCAAAGGCCCCGUGCCAACCGUCGAAGCCAUCAUCCGGACCAUCAACAAAAUGACGAGCAUGGCCGAGAAGCGCAGCGGCGACGUGGACGUGCUAGAGAGCCAGAUGCGCCGGUUGCGCCUCGGCUCUGUCGGGCCAGGAAGUAACGGCAGCGGCGGCACUCCCGGCCCCCGCAGCCGUGAAGGCUCGCCCUUCGCCACGCCCCAGAAGACCCAGCGUCGGUCGCUACUGAUGUCCUCGCCCGAGAAGGACGGCGGCCCUGGUGGCUUCGGCAGCAGUCGGCUGCGGGAGUCGUUCGCCAGCUCGGUCACGUCGUAUGCGCGGGGCGGCAGCAUCGGGUUUGGUACGCCGUCGCCGAGGAAGAAGAUGAGCAUGUACAGCGAGGAAGAGAAGAGGGAGUUGAAGGGUAGGGAGGUGAAGAGGAAGAAUGCGUUGCAGAUGCUGCGGAAUAGCUUGGCGAAGACGGGACCGAAUGUCUCGCGGUUGAGGGAUGAUGAGUGA
Messenger RNA from Dichotomopilus funicola, 4386 nucleotides. RefSeq lists its product as uncharacterized. Gene Ontology annotation, biological process: protein import into nucleus; RNA export from nucleus. The coding region runs from base 1 to 4386 and encodes 1461 amino acids. Gene Ontology annotation, molecular function: structural constituent of nuclear pore; protein binding. The transcript has 4 exons. Gene Ontology annotation, cellular component: nuclear pore. NCBI's taxonomy places the organism in Eukaryota, Fungi, Ascomycota, Sordariomycetes, Sordariales, Chaetomiaceae. The record is from RefSeq and is a predicted model, not a curated record.